Messenger RNA from Sorex fumeus (smoky shrew), 5652 nucleotides. It is a transcript of the gene ADAMTSL1, whose product is annotated as ADAMTS like 1. Gene Ontology annotation, biological process: extracellular matrix organization. Gene Ontology annotation, molecular function: metalloendopeptidase activity. NCBI's taxonomy places the organism in Eukaryota, Metazoa, Chordata, Mammalia, Eulipotyphla, Soricidae. The record is from RefSeq and is a predicted model, not a curated record. Gene Ontology annotation, cellular component: extracellular matrix. The coding region runs from base 108 to 5399 and encodes 1763 amino acids. The transcript is spliced from 29 exons.
UGAUAGGCAGGGCUGGAGUGUUAGCACCAGUACUGGAUGUGACAGCAGGCAGAGGAGCACUUAGCAGCUUAUUCAGUGUCGAUUCGGAUUCCGGCAAGGAUCCAAGCAUGGAAUGCUGCCGUCGGGCAACUCCUGGCAUACCGCUCUUCUUUCUGAUUUUUCUGCUCCUGAGCUCCAGGACAGCACGCUCUGAGGAGGAGCGGGAUGGCCUAUGGGAUGCAUGGGGCCCAUGGAGUGAAUGCUCGAGGACCUGUGGAGGUGGCGCUUCCUACUCACUGAGACGCUGCCUCAGUAGCAAGAGUUGUGAAGGAAGAAAUAUCAGGUAUAGAACCUGCAGUAAUGUGGACUGUCCACCAGAAGCAGGUGAUUUCCGAGCCCAGCAAUGCUCAGCUCAUAAUGAUGUUAAGCAUCAUGGCCAGUUUUAUGAGUGGCUUCCUGUCUCAAACGAUCCUGACAACCCAUGUUCUCUCAAGUGCCAGGCCAAAGGAACUGCCCUGGUUGUUGAAUUAGCACCGAAAGUCCUAGAUGGCACACGAUGCUACACAGAAUCAUUGGACAUGUGCAUCAGUGGUUUAUGCCAAAUUGUUGGCUGUGAUCACCAACUGGGAAGCACCGCCAAGGAAGAUAACUGUGGAGUCUGCAGUGGAGAUGGGUCUACCUGUAGGCUGGUCCGAGGGCAGUAUAAAUCCCAACUCUCUGCAACCAAAUUGGAAGAUACCGUGGUGGCUAUUCCCUAUGGAAGUAGACAUAUUCGCCUAGUCUUAAAAGGACCAGAUCACUUGUAUCUGGAAACCAAAACCCUCCAGGGGGCUAAGGGUGAAAACAGUCUCAGUUCCACGGGCACUUUUCUUGUGGACAAUUCUAGUGUGGAGUUCCAGAAAUUUCCAGACAAAGAGAUACUGAGAAUGACUGGACCACUCACAGCAGAUUUCAUUGUCAAGAUCCACAACUCAGGACCUGCUGACAGUACAGUUCAGUUUAUCUUCUACCAGCCCAUCAUUCACCGAUGGAGAGAGACAGAUUUCUUUCCCUGCUCAGCAACGUGUGGAGGAGGUUACCAGCUGACAUCGGCUGAGUGUUAUGAUCUCCGGAGCAACCGAGUAGUUGCUGAUCAGUACUGUCACUAUUACCCAGAGAACAUCAAACCCAAACCCAAGCUUCAAGAGUGCAACUUGGAUCCUUGUCCAGCCAGUGACGGAUACAAGCAGAUCAUGCCUUAUGACCUCUACCAUCCCCUUCCUCGGUGGGAGGCCACCCCGUGGACCGCGUGCUCCUCCUCGUGUGGGGGGGGCAUCCAGAGCCGGGCAGUUUCCUGUGUGGAGGAGGACAUCCAGGGGCAUGUCACCUCAGUGGAAGAGUGGAAAUGCAUGUACACCCCUAAGAUGCCCACCGUGCGGCCCUGCAACAUUUUUGACUGCCCUAAAUGGCUGGCACAGGAGUGGUCUCCGUGCACAGUAACCUGUGGCCAGGGUCUUCGAUACCGUGUGGUUCUCUGUGUUGACCAUCGAGGAAUGCACACAGGAGGCUGUAGCUCAAAAACGAAGCCACACAUCAAAGAGGAAUGCAUCAUACCUACUCCAUGUUAUAAACCCAAAGAGAAACUUCCAGUAGAGGCCAAGCUCCCAUGGUACAAACAAGCUCAAGAGCUAGAAGAAGGAGCUGCUGUGUCAGAAGAGCCUUCGUUCAUCCCAGAGGCCUGGUCGGCCUGCACAGUUACCUGUGGUGUGGGGACCCAAGUGCGAAUGGUCAGGUGCCAGGUUCUCCUGUCCUUUUCCCAGUCUGUGGCUGACCUGCCUGUUGAUGAAUGUGAAGGACCCAAGCCGGCAUCCCAGCGCGCCUGUUAUGCAGGACCGUGCAAUGGGGACAUUCCUGAGUUUCACCCGGAAGAUACUGAUAGUCUCUUCAGUAGCCUGCAAGAUUUUGAUGAGCUGUAUGACUGGGAGUAUGAGGGCUUCACCAAGUGCUCUGAGUCAUGUGGAGGAGGUGUCCAGGAGGCUGUGGUGAGCUGCCUGAACAAACAGACACGGGAGCCUGCUGAUGAGAACCUGUGCGUGACCAGCCGCCGGCCCCCCCAGCUCCUCAAAUCCUGCAGCUUGGAUCCCUGCCCAGCAAGGUGGGAAAUUGGCAAGUGGAGUCAAUGCAGUCUCACAUGUGGGGUUGGUCUGCAAACCAGAGAUGUCUUCUGCUCCCACCUAAUCUCCAGAGAGAUGAAUGAAACUGUAAUCCUGGCUGAUGAUCUAUGUCGUCAGCCCAAGCCCAGCACUGUGCAAGCCUGUAACCGUUUCAACUGCCCCCCAGACUGGUACCCUGGACAAUGGCAGCAGUGUUCCAGAACCUGUGGUGGGGGCAUUCAGAAGCGUGAGGUUCUUUGCAAACAACGCAUGGCUGAUGGCAGCUUUCUGGAACUUCCUGAGACCUUCUGUUCAUCCUCAAAACUGACCUCCCAGCAAGGCUGCAAAAAAGAUGACUGUCCCAGUGAGUGGAUUCUCUCCGACUGGUCAGAGUGUUCCACAAGCUGUGGAGAGGGCACCCAGACUCGAAGUGCUGUUUGUCAAAAGGUGCUGAAAACCGGAGUCUCUGCUAUUGUCAAUUCCUCCUUGUGCCCUCCACUGCCUUUCUCCUCAUCCAUCAGGCCCUGUAUGCUGGCAACCUGCGCAAGGCCCGGUCGCCCAUCCACAAAGCACAGCCCCCACAUCGCGGCCGUGAGGAGGGUCUACAUCCAGACGCGCAGACAGAGGAAGCUGCACUUCGUCGUGGGAGGCUUCGCCUACCUGCUCCCCAAGACCUCGGUGGUGCUGCGCUGUCCCACGCGGCGCUUCCGCAAGCCGCUCAUCACCUGGGAGAAAGACGGCCAGCACCUCAUCAGCUCGGCUCACGUCACCGUGGCCCCGUUUGGCUACCUGAAGAUCCACCGCCUCAAGCCCUCGGACGCGGGCAUCUACACCUGCUCUGCGGGGCCGGCCCGGGAGCAGUUCGUCAUCAAGCUCAUUGGCGGCAACCGCAAGCUCGUGUCCCGGCCUGUGAGCCCGCGGGGUGAAGAUGAGGCCCCGGUGGGGCGCAAGGGGCACCCGAAGGAGGAGGCCCUGCAGCCGCACAAGCACCAGAAUGCAAUCUUCUCCAACGGCAGCAAGCCCGAGAAGCGCGGCCUCGCCGCCGACGCUGGGAACCGCUACGACGACCUGGUGUCCCGGCUGCUGGAGCAGGGCGGCUGGCCCGGGGAGCUCCUGGCCUCCUGGGAGGUGCAGGACUCCACAGAGAGGAACGUAUCCUCCGAGGAAGACCAGAACACCGAGCAGGCCUUGCUGCACCUGCCCUUCACCCUGGUGACCGAGCAGAAGCGCCUGGAUGACAUCCUGCGCAAUCUGUCGCAGCAGCCCGAGGAGUUGCGCGACGUCUACAGCAAGCACCUGGUCGCCCAGCUGGCCCAGGACAUCUUCCGCAGCCACCUGGAGCAACCAGACGUGCUCCUCAAGCCGUCGGAGCGGCGCGGGCCGCCCGUGCCCGUCUCCCCUCAUAAGCUGGUGUCCAGCUUCAGCAGCGCCUUGCGCACGUUGGCCUCUGGGGAGGGGGCAGGCAGCGGGCGGCGGCCCCAGCGCAAACCCACCAUCCUGCGCAAGAUCUCCGCGGCCCAGCAGCUCUCGGCCUCGGAGGUGGUCACCCACCUCGGGCAGACGGUGGCUCUGGCCAGCGGCACCCUGAGUGUGCUUCUGCACUGCGAGGCCAUCGGCAACCCGAGGCCCACGAUUAGCUGGACGAGGAACGGAGAAGCGGUUCAGUUCAGCGACAGGAUUCUUCUACAGCCAGAUGAUUCCUUACAGAUCCUGGCUCCAGUGGAAGCUGAUGUGGGUUUCUACACUUGUAAUGCCUCAAAUGCCUUGGGAUAUGACUCUGUCUCCAUUGCUGUCACCUUAGCAGGAAAGCCACUAGUGAAAACCUCAAGGAUGACUGUGAUCAACAUCAAAGAGCCUGAGAUCACAGUUGAUGUGGGAAGCACCAUCAAAACAGUCCAGGGAGUGAAUGUGACAAUUAACUGCCAAGUUGCUGGUGUACCUGAAGCUGAAGUCACUUGGUUCAGGAACAAAAGCAAACUGGGCUCUCCUCUCCAUCUGCAUGAGGGGUCCUUGCUGCUCACAGACGUGUCGUUCUCCCAUCAGGGCUUGUACACUUGCAGGGCAGCCAAUCUCCAUGGAGAGCUGCUUGAGAAUACCCAGCUACUGAUCCUAGAUCCCCCUCAAAUCCCCACACAGUUGGAAGACAUCAGGGCCUUGCUUUCAGCCACUGGACCGAACCUUCCUUCGGUACUGACAUCUCCCCUGGGAACACAGCUGGUCCUGGAUCCUGGGAAUUCUGCUCUCCUUGGCUGCCCUAUCAAAGGUCACCCUACCCCCAACAUCACCUGGUUCUAUAGUGGUCAGCCAGUUGGCAAUGUGACAGGACUCAGGCAUCAUAUCUUGGCAGCUGGACAGAUUCUCCAGAUUGCAAAUCUCAGUAGCGUGUCUCAAGGGGAAUUCAGCUGCCUUGCUCAGAAUGAGGCAGGAACUCUGGUACAGAAAACCUCGUUAAUGAUCCAAGAUUACUGGUGGUCUGUGGACAGACUGGCGACCUGCUCAGCCUCCUGCGGGAACCGGGGUAUUCAACAGCCCCGCCUGAGGUGUCUGCUGAAUAGCACAGAGGUGAACCCCACACACUGUGCGGGGAAGGUACGCCCCACUGUGCAACCAGUAGCCUGCAACCGGAGAGACUGCCCUGCUCGAUGGAUGGUGACCUCAUGGUCUGCCUGUACCCGGAGCUGUGGUGGAGGGGUCCAGACCCGCCGAGUGACGUGCCAGAAGCUGAAAGCCUCUGGGAUCUCAGUUCCUGUGCCCAAUGACAUGUGCACCCAGCUCGCCAAGCGGCCAGUGGACACGCAGGCCUGUAACCAACAGCUCUGUGUGGAGUGGGCCUUCUCCAGCUGGGGCCAGUGCAGUGGACCAUGUAUUGGGCCUCACCUCGCUGUGCAACACAGACAAGUCUUCUGCCAGACGCGAGAUGGCAUCACCUUACCCUCAGAGCAGUGCAGUGCCCUUCCAAGGCCUGUGAGCACCCAGAAUUGCUGGUCAGAGGCCUGCAGCGUACACUGGAGAGUGAGUCUGUGGACCCUGUGCACGGCCACUUGCGGCAACUAUGGCUUCCAGUCCCGGCGCGUGGAGUGCGUGCACGCCCACACCAACAAGGCGGUGCCCGAGCACCUGUGCUCCUGGGGGCCCCGGCCCGCCAACUGGCAACGCUGCAACAUCACCCCGUGUGAAAACAUGGAGUGCAGAGACACCACCAGGUACUGCGAGAAGGUGAAACAGCUGAAACUCUGCCAACUCAGCCAGUUCAAAUCUCGCUGCUGUGGAACUUGUGGCAAAGCGUGAAGACAGGGCCCGGGGAGGAGUGCUCCCCGGCCAUGCGGAGGACUCACGCAACAGCCUUGGACAGAACUUAAGCUUUCUUUGUUUUAUUUAUUUAUUUCCCCCUCUCUCCCCCACUACACAAACCCUCACCCUGUCUUUCCCUCCCCACCCCUAGCCUGGAGCGUGUCUUCUCCUUCAGGGAGCUGGAGGGCAGAAUGUUGGGAAGGAGGAGGAUGGAGGGAUGAGAGGGGGCGUACAGCACUCUGGGCUGGCA